UGACGCGGAGCGACUCAGGCUCCAAAUGCCUGCCCUACUAGAACGCAGCCACUGUUGUGUCAUCAAACUGCGCGUCUAAAAUAACUUAUUCCACGUGAGUGUUCCACGAUAUAGAGGCAAGAUGGCACCGAUGUUGCAAUCUCCAGAGAUCCAGUUUGCACAGAAACUAGCUUCGAACGAAAAACCUAUCCGGACCCGCGCCUUAAAGAAACUGAGGAAAUAUCUCAGCAUCAGAUCACAGAAACCAGCAGGUGGGUUUAGUAAUGAUGAACUGCUCAAGAUAUGGAAGGGCCUUUUCUACUGCAUGUGGAUGCAAGACAAGCCUCUCAUGCAAGAAGAAUUGGCAGCUGUUAUUUCUCGGCUGAUACAUUCCUUGCAGAAGACUGAUGCCCAGUAUUUAUUUCUAGAGACCUUCCUUCAGACCAUGAAUCGGGAAUGGAAUGGCAUAGACAGACUGCGUCUUGAUAAAUUUUACAAGCUCAUCCGAAUGGUUUUAAGGCAGUCUUUUGAACUGCUGAAGAGGGGAAGCUGGGAUGAGAGCCUAGUUGAGCGGUUUGGGUGUAUACUGAGUACCCAAGUGCUGAGUGCUGCCAGUGGUGCUCCGUCAGGAAUUCAGUUCCAUAUCCUGGACAUCUACAUGGAGGAGUUGGCUACUGUUGGAGCAGAGGAGCUCACAGCAGAACAGAAUUUGAAGUUCAUUGAUCCAUUUUGUAAGAUUGCUGCCAAGACAAAAGAUCACCUGCUCAUGCAGGCAGUAGCACAUAGUAUAUUUGAUGAGAUUGUGGACCAGUCUCCAUUUGCCAUUGAAGACUUGAUGAAAGAGGUGCAGCAACAGGGACGAAAUGUGUCUGACUCAGAAAAUCGAGAUCUCUCCAAGUCGAAAAAGUCAAUCGGACGGCAACUAAAAGGUAAAGAAGCUGAAAAAAAAAAGCAGAAUUUGGAAGAUGACUCUGAAGGUACCAUUGAAAUGUCUGAAGGUGAUGGUGAGGAUAUUGGGCCUGUUCUUCAGUUUGACUACAAGGCAAUUGCGGACCGUCUCUUUGAGCUAGCUAGCCGGACCAGCACGCCUCCCCAGAACAGAAAGAUCAUGUAUAGACUGGUCAAAAAAUUCCAAGACUUAAGUGAUGGAAUCUUUCCCCAGGAUGAGUACCCUGAGGAGGUGUCCACAGACGAGGAUGAUGAUGAGUUAUUUGGAAGUAGGAAAAGAAUGAAAAAGAGAAGGAAUACAGAAAGUCUGCUGGAGAAAAGCAGUGAGGCAGCCAAAGAGAAAGAUAAAAAAAAGAAAGGGGGAAAAAAGAUAAAGACACUGAAUGGCACAGUAAAGCAGAAGAAAGAGAACACAGAGGCUUCUCCAGCAGGGACUUCUACCGAAUUGAAACAACCCUGUGCAACAGAAGAGUCAACAGAAACUAAGGCAAAGAAGAAAAAGACAAAAUUAAAGGAGUCCAGUCCCAAGAGAAUUGUGGCAGACCCCAGCAGCAACAACAUAGACGGGCAUACAGGAGAGAAAAGGAAAAAGAAGACAGCAAAGGAAGCUGCAGCUGCCAUUCUCCCCUCCAGAGGCAAAAAAAUGAAAAGGUUGCGAGUCCUGGGAGUGAACGGAGAAAGACCAUGUCUUGAGCAAACCACUCCACUGGAAGAAGGCCGUUCCCCCUCAGAAUUACCAAAGAAUACCAAGAAGACAGUUGAGCUGGUUCAGGUGGACCCAGCAGCAGAGCAGGUGGAAAGCAGCCAGACAAAAAAGAUGAUGAAAAAGAAAAAAAGAAAGAUUGAGGUGGCUAACCCUGCAGAGGUCAAUGGGCUCAGGGAACAUGGUGGCAAGAAAAAGAAAAAGAGCUGUAAAGCAGAAGAGACUGUCAACUCUGUGUCUUCCGAGAAGCCACUCCAAAAAUCCAAGGCAAUCACAGAGACGGAGUUUGUGAGAUUUGAAAAUUCCUCCUUCCCAGUGCCAUUAUUUUUCAAGCGUGCCAAUGGUGGCAAGCCCAGAGCAGCCAAACAGGGGCUGCAGACACCAGAAUCGGGUUCAAAGAAAGUCACCUUUGGACUGAACAACAACAAGACUGCAGAAUUCAGAAGGACUGACAAAAGCAUAUUAGUGAGUCCAGCGGGAACAUCGCGAGUGGCCUUUGACCCCCAGCAGAAGCCCCUCUGUGGAGUGCUCAAGUCUCCCUUGAGCGUGAUGUGUUCCAGGCAUAAAACCAACACCCCUGCUUCGACCAAGAAAAGAGCAACCGCUGCAGACUUUUUUAACUUUUAACUUUUUCUUAUUCUGACAAUGGUCUGUUUCUAAUUAAAUCAAUGUAUUGCAGAAACAAUAAAAAGAAAACAAUACUUUCUAUGUAAACAUCCAA
Molecule: messenger RNA, 2351 nt
Organism: Polyodon spathula (Mississippi paddlefish)
Lineage: Eukaryota; Metazoa; Chordata; Actinopteri; Acipenseriformes; Polyodontidae
Product: ribosomal RNA processing protein 1 homolog A-like
Exons: 16
Coding region: 122-2257 (711 amino acids)
Biological process (GO): rRNA processing
Cellular component (GO): nucleus; preribosome, small subunit precursor; preribosome, large subunit precursor
Source: RefSeq, a predicted model, not a curated record